AAAUGGGGAACUCUGGCUUGAAGCAGCAUUACGAAACUGCAAAGAAAACCGGAACGUUAAAAUUGUCAGAGAGGAAACUCGACGAAUUUCCACAAAAUCUACUAGCUUUGUCGCCACUGUUACGAACAUUGGAUCUAUCGGAGAACAAAUUUGGUCAUAUACCCGAUGAAAUUGGGAAUUUCACAUUAUUAAAGCAGUUGAAUCUUAAUCACAACAAAUUGACCACUUUGCCCGAAGCACUUGGAGCAUUGACCAAGUUAGAAUGUUUAAACGCAAGUUCGAACCAAAUAAAAAGUAUCCCUUGGUCUUUAUCUAAACUAAUACGUUUGAAACAGGUCAAUUUAUCUGACAAUCGUAUAACCGAAUUUCCCCCCAUGUUUUGCGAGUUAAAAUUUCUGGACGUAUUGGAUUUAUCGAAGAAUCGAAUUACCGUAAUUCCCGACGCGGCUGCGGCGUUACAUGUGGUUGAACUUAACCUCAAUCAAAAUCAAAUAUCGACUAUAUCUGACAAAUUGGCGGAAUGUUCGCGCCUAAAAACGUUAAGACUCGAAGAAAAUUGUCUACAACUGAGCGCGAUACCUACCAAAAUUUUGAAAGAUUCCAACAUUUCCGUUCUCUCUGUCGAAGGAAAUUUAUUCGAAAUGAAGCAAUUUGCUAAUCUCGAUGGUUAUGAUAACUACAUGGAAAGGUAUACUGCGGUAAAAAAGAAACUGUUUUGAGAAUUAUUCUAUAGAAUAUUUAUUACGAAAUUUGUUAUAGAUAAUAAUAAUAAUUACAUAAUUAUAUUAUGACGUUGAAAACAAGCCGCAUCGUGUUCGCGCAAUUGUAUUAUACUCGAUAUCUGCGAUAGAGUAAUCAUAAAAAUAAAAUUCGUAAAUUAUUCGUGAGAUAUGAACGUUUUUAAUAAAUUGAUGAAUGCUUCUACGGAGAAGCAUUUUUAUACUUAAAAAAAGAGUGUGUGAGAGAGAGAGAGAGAGAUACAUUCAUUAGUAGAUGAUGAGCUCGAUAUACGAUAUAAAAAUAAUGUACAUACCAUAUAAACCCCUUUAUCUGGUAUAACAUUCAGGAUUUCAGUUUUUAUUUUAUGGAUUAUAAAACGAUGUCUUGAUAUAUAUUUCGUGUUGCGGUAUAGUUCUUACAGAAAUGAUCAUAUAUACACAUAAUUUAUGGAACGUUAGUAGAACAUACAAUAA
Molecule: messenger RNA, 1193 nt
Organism: Bombus pyrosoma
Lineage: Eukaryota; Metazoa; Arthropoda; Insecta; Hymenoptera; Apidae
Product: leucine-rich repeat-containing protein 57
Exons: 1
Coding region: 3-719 (238 amino acids)
Molecular function (GO): protein binding
Source: RefSeq, a predicted model, not a curated record